AUGUCCCUUAUAAACUACCGCACCGUCAACGUCGACAGCCUCGACCCAGAAUCCUCCGUAAACUUCCCCCUAGAAACCCUUUUACCGGGAAACCUCCCCGCCCCCACAACCUCCAGCGAAGCAGCCAGCGUCGGCUCGCAGAUUCGCCAGCUGCUACGGUCGGGCGACUCGGAGAACGCCUUGCGCCAUGUACUUGACACAGCGCCAUUGGGCGGCGAUGAUAGGGCGAAGGAAGUCCAUCUAGCUACGGUAGUAGAAGUGUUGGGAGGUAUAAGGCAGGGGGAGAUGACGAAGGUGCUUGAGAGUGUUUGUAGUGGGGAGGGCGGGUCGGACAGGGGGGAUUGUUUAAUGAAGUAUUUGUAUAAAGGGAUGGCUGCGCAUUCAUCUGAUAAUAUCUCCCCGUCAAAAAAAUUAUCACUGUCGCCACAGAGUACAGGCUUUUCGCAAAUACAGGCGCGGAACCAUGGGGAGGGAGGCGGUGGGCAGCAGAUGAGUGUGCUACUAAGUUGGCAUGAGAAGUUGGUGGAUAUUAUUGGAGUAGGGUCCAUAGUAAGAGUUAUGACGGAUCGGAGGACGGUUUAA
This is a messenger RNA of Paracoccidioides brasiliensis Pb18, 582 nucleotides long. RefSeq lists its product as uncharacterized. Gene Ontology annotation, molecular function: actin filament binding. The transcript has 2 exons. Gene Ontology annotation, cellular component: Arp2/3 protein complex; actin cytoskeleton; cytoplasm. Gene Ontology annotation, biological process: regulation of actin filament polymerization; Arp2/3 complex-mediated actin nucleation. The record is from RefSeq and is a predicted model, not a curated record. Bases 1 to 582 code for a protein of 193 amino acids.